CGCGCUUGUUCCGGUGUGUCGGGCUCGGCUCUAUCUGCGAUUUUAUUUGGGGCUUUUCGUUGGAUUUGACGCCGCAGCUGUAGAUAUUUUAUGGCUUUAUCUUUGACAGUACCAUAAGAAUGCUCCACACUGACUGUACUUUUAUCUCCUCCGUGGAAUAACCUCCUGCGGCUCCUCUGUACUCAAACAAUGCAGGCCUAGCUUCGCGUUAGCUCCACGGCUAACAGCAGCUAACAGAGGCUAAUCACGUAGCGCUGGGGAUUUAAACCUCGGACUGGCUUGUUUUUCUUCACUGUAUUAACGCCAAUUCCGAGAUGAGCGCCCAGCUGCAGGCCUUUUCUCCGCCCUCACUCUCGUCCAGUGCAUUCUGUCGAGUGAAGAAGCUGAAGGUGGAGAGCGCCGCAUGGGACGUCUCCAGCAGCGACGCCUACGGCUCCUACCCCUUCACCUCCGGAGCUGCGGCCGCCAUGGCGGUGCCCGCUUUUGCCCCAUCGCUGGCAUUUGCUUCCAGCGCCGCCGGGUCCAGGGGUCAGGUAGUCAUCCGGGCGGCAGACAGCACCGGCAGUCUGCCUCGAGGGUCGAGUAGAAGAGUGACAGAUUACAGCCAUGUGGAGUCCACGUCAGAUGCACGCACGCACAGAGGUCAUAAACGUAAACUGGACGAGUCUCAGGAUGCAGGGGGCAGUGGAUGCGGCAGCGUCCAGAUCCUGGAGGAGCUAUCAGCCCCUGCGGCUGCCUUCUCCUCUCGAGCCCUUAAUGGAGGCACCACCACGGGCCAGUCCAUCCCCCAUUCCGCCCCCACCACCAAGAGCUCCAGCUCCAGCGGAGAGGGGGACUACCAGCUGGUACAGCACGAGAUCCUGUGCUCCGUCUCCUCCUCCUACGAAGUGCUGGAGUUUUUGGGCAGAGGAACGUUCGGGCAGGUGGCCAAAUGCUGGAAGAGGGGAACCAAUGAGAUCGUAGCCAUUAAGAUCCUAAAGAACCACCCGUCGUACGCGCGCCAGGGACAGAUCGAGGUGGGCAUUUUAAAUCGCCUGAGUGCAGAGAACGCGGACGAGUACAACUUUGUGCGUUCAUACGAGUGUUUCCAGCACAAAGGUCACACCUGCCUCGUGUUCGAGAUGCUGGAGCAGAACCUCUACGACUUCCUCAAACACAGCAAGUUUAGUCCUCUGCCCCUACGCCACAUCAGGCCCAUUCUCCAGCAGGUGGCCACAGCGCUGAUGAAGUUAAAGAGUCUUGGUUUGAUUCAUGCAGACUUAAAACCAGAGAACAUUAUGCUUGUUGACCCUCUGAGGCAGCCGUAUCGAGUGAAGGUCAUCGACUUCGGCUCAGCAAGUCACGUGUCCAAAGCCGUGUGCUCCACCUAUCUGCAGUCGCGUUACUACAGAGCUCCAGAGAUCAUCCUGGGGCUUCCGUUCUGUGAGGCCAUAGACAUGUGGUCUCUGGGCUGUGUCAUAGCGGAGCUGUUCUUAGGCUGGCCGCUGUAUCCGGGCGCCUCUGAGUAUGACCAGAUCCGGUACAUCUCUCAGACACAGGGCCUUCCUGCAGAGUACCUCCUGAGCGCUGGCACCAAAACCAGCCGCUUCUUCAACAGAGGCUCUGACUCCAGCUACCCCCUGUGGAGGCUAAAGACUCCAGCUGAGCAUGAGAUGGAGAUGGGCAUCAAGUCCAAAGAAGCCAGAAAAUACAUUUUCAACUGCCUGGACGACAUGAUGCAGGUGAAUCUGUCGUCUCACCUGGAGGGCACGGACAUGCUGGCGGAGAAGGCCGACAGGAGAGAGUUCAUCGAUCUGCUCAAGAGGAUGCUCCGACUGGACGCCGACAAAAGAAUCACUCCCACCAAGACCCUGGGCCACCCCUUUGUUACCAUGAGCCAUCUGAUGGACUACCCCCACAGCUCGCAUGUGAAGUCGUGCUUCCAGAACAUGGAGAUCUGUAAAAGAAGAACCUCCUACGACACCAGUAAAUCCCUGUUCUCCACUAAUGUGCCCAGUGCUGCAGCGGGAAACCUCACAGUGACCUUCAGCAGCCAGCUCAACCAGCACAACCAGGUGCCUUCAGCAGGGGGCGCUGUGCCUUUGUUGAACUACCAGCCAGCUCUGUACCAACAGGCCACUAUAAACAUCCCAGGACUGCAACAAAGUGUGCCCCUUCCCUCAAGAGGCAGCGCCCUCUGCAGCCAAUCAGAGCCCUUCCAGCAGACACUCAUCGUGUGCCCCCCCUCCUCUAUACAAGGGCUCCAGACGUCUUCCAAAAGCUCGAGUUUCCCCGUGAGAAUGGAGAGCUCUGUUCCUCUGGUCCCUCCAAACCCAUCUGCCCAGUCCCUGCAGCUCCAGCCGGGCAUGCUCACCCAGGGCUCCUGUACUCCUCUGAUGGUAGCCACCCUCCACCCCCCCUCUGCAGGCCUGGGCCCCCAGUACUCUCUGCCUCUGGGGCGCCCCCUCCUGGAGCACACAGCCACAGUGCUGCAGACCUGGCCCUCGGGGGCCCAGCAGAUACUGAUCCCCUCCACGUGGCAGCAGAUCUCUGGGAUGGCUCUGCACUCUCAUCAGAGUGGCCUCAACCAGGACCACUCCCCUCUGCACCAGGAGGGGGCAGCACAGACCCACAGCUGGAGAAGCUCGGCUCAGACCAAGACUCAGGAGAGAAAGAAAAUGAAGGCCAGACGAGGAGAGAACAGGAACAGGGGUCUGGUGGCCGCCUCCCUCCUCAGCUCCAGUGUGGUUAGCCCCACCUCCUCUGCUCUGUCUCAGCCAAUCAUCAUCUCGGACACGCCCAGCCCCGCUGUAAGCAUCAUCACCAUCCACAGCGACACCGACACCGAGGAUGAGAGGAAGUUCCAUCCCGCCAGUGUGGGUUUGAGCCAGAGAGCCAACGUCAUCAGCUGCGUGACGGUCCAUGACUCGGACUCCUCCAAUGCCAGCCCUCUCACCCCCCUCCCUCGCUCUUCCCUCCCCUCCCUCCCUCGCUCUGCUCUUCCCUCUCUCCCUCGCUCUGCCCUUCCCUCCCUCCCUCGCUCCGCCCUUCCUUCCCUCCCCCGCCCCGCCCUCCCCUCCCUCCCUCGCUCCGCCCUCCCCUCUCUCCCUCUCUCCUCCCGACACCAUAAAGGUCUGGCUGUGCUGACGUCUGCAGUGAAGACCCAGAGCACAGAGACGGCAGUGACCCGCCCCAGACUGGACACUGGAAACAUAAGGACGAAGCGCUCGAGUCGUCAGCCCUGCGGCGGAGAGUCUGAAAGACACAGAGUGCCGCCCAGCCAAUCACAUCCUCUCAACCUCAGCCAGGCUCAGUCUGUGGUCUCCUCGUCCCAGGACCCCUCCUCACUCUCUGAUCCGUCUCUCCUUCGCUCCUUCCCUUCUUCUCACUUCUCUUUCUCCGACGUCUCCGCUCUGACCUCCAGCAGCUCAGGGGCCUCCCUCUACUCCUACCCUGCCUCCAGUGCCCUGUCUUCGGCCACGCAAGCGCUGGACCACCUGCUUACCUCGGGCACUGCGGGCACCGCCCCCACCUCCCGGAGAGACUCUACCCAGAGAAAGGAGUCCGUGGGUGGGCUGCUGCAUCCCUCUCUGCCCUCUUACCAGCACCAGUUCGCCUCUGGAUCCUCAUACAUGAGCUCCGAAGCCUACACAGCCUACCAGCUAAGCCCCAGACGCAUAUCGCAAUACCCCUACCUAUAAAAAACACAUCCACACCUUUUAAAAUGACUUCAAAAUGGAACCUGGAUUUUUGGUCUGUUUUUUAGGACUAAUUAGUCAAAAGAUUUAAAUCAAAUGAAAUGAGAAAAAUACCUUAAAGUUCCACAUGACUCUGAUCUAUGUCCUAAUGUUUCCUCAUCUCAAACAGACCUAGAGUUGUUUGUUGCAUUCACACAUGUUUAACACAAACCCUGCUUAUUUAGGUCGAGUUCUUCUCUUAAACUGAAAGCACUCUGUUCCAGCUUGUAAUGUCAUCAUGUGGUGAUACAGGAAGUAUCCAUACACAUUCAAUAGAGAUUGGCUGUUCCAGGGCUGAAAUUAUCAAAAUGAUUCAACUGAACUGAAGGUAAACGGAGCUGUUCACUUAAACUACCACUUCAUGACAUCACAUGGUGAAAGAGCAUUUUGAGCUUUGGAGAUGUAGAGAGACCAGUGUGGUUUUGAGGAGAACAUUAGAACAUGGACCUCACUUGUGUAAAACAGAACCUUUAAAACCGUCUAAAAAGUAACAAGUAUUAAAUGGUUAAAAUCCCUAUGAAUAAUUCUGUUCGAAGUCAUUUUAAAGGGUCGCUGUGUUCUGACUGUUCCAGCAGAGGGUGGUAGUGCUGUGUUCUGACUGUUCCAGUGGGGUAAGUUCUGUGUUCUGGCUGUUCCAGCAGGGGGCGUUAGUGUUAUCGUUCCAUUACUUUCUUCAUAUCUUUCUUGUAAACCGUGUUUUAUUCUGAUGUACAUUUGUCAUUUUAAGGUGUUUUAAAUCUGUCAUUUUAAUUUUGUGUGAAGAGAGAAUCCUCCUGUCACCAUGGAAACAUGAAGCCUUUCUGGAACUUUCCCCGCCCAUUUUUACUCAAGUGAAUCUGCUUUUUAUCAAAGCAACUUUUUACAAAAACAUAUUUUAAAGUUUUAUGGUAGACUAAUAUGAAGAGAAGUGUUUGUCUCUGAGGCCAAAAACCUCAGGCUUUAGACAGCUCUUAAAGUCUCUUACAGGUCCUUAAAGGCUCUUAAAGUCACGUUUUUAACAAAGUCUCCACCUGAGUCUGAGACUGAGACUUUCUAAACAUCUGCCCUGAGGGACUCGGUGACUUUUGUUUUUAGAUGCAGGGGCCUAUUCUCUCUGUAGAUUAAGUUCUUUUCCCUGAAAUGUUCCACAUUCUUUACCGGUCUCCAUGGAAAUAAGCGAGUAACACCAAAUCAUGAUUUUCUAGCAAUGAGACGUGUUGGUGAAAACAAUCUCUUGGCACAAACUCGAGUUUAUAUAAGUUUAAGAUAUUUGACUUCACUUUUUAAAUCUGUGUUUGCUGCUUGAGUAGAAGUGGGCGUGUCUUUUUAAAGGCAUAUACAUCUUUAAAGCGUCACAUUAAAGGCAAACACAUCUUUACAGUGUCACUUUAAAGGCAUAUACAUUGUUAAAGCCUCACUUUAGUAAAGGGCUCUUUAAUCUAAGGACGUUCCUCGUUCUGUUCCUGUGUCCUGUUCUUAUUUAAAUGUUUUUGUUUAUUUUAGCGAAGGUUCUCGAGGAGCAGAGGACGACGUAAUGAAAAACUGUGAUGUUUUAAAAUGCACCGAUGUUUAAUGUUAGAUUAAUAAUAGAUCAUGUCUGAAACUCUAAAAAACUCCACAGAAACUGUAAGACCGAUCUAUGAAACGGCAGGCUCUGGGCUUCAGACUGGCCACUCAUCAAGUACAGUGUAGUGUGUGUGUAUAUGUAGAAUAUGUAUACACAUACACACACAUCUGCAGAGACUGGAUCAUGUUUAGAGGAGUUUAGUAGAGCUUUUAUUCCUCUUAUUAAAUACGAAGAUAAAGUUCCACAUGUUUCUGUCCUAAUGUGUCCUUGUCACGGACCUGAAUUUGUGUUUGUUUUACAUGUUUAACACACAAACCCUGGAGUUGUGGUUUGGUUCACAUGUUUAACACAAUCUCUGCAGAUUUAGGCUGAGUUCUUCUCCCAAACUGAAAACGCUUUUCCUAUAUUACCAUUUUAUCACAAGGUGGAACAGAGCAUUUUGAGCUUUGGAGGUGUGUUUUUGAGGAGUAGCAUUAGAAUAUGGAGCUCACAGGGAUCAGUCUGUGAUACAGGACCUUAUGUAACUUUUCUGGUCUGCCCCCUGCUGUCUCCAUGGAGAUGUUAUUUCCCUGUCUGGAAUUUCCGCAGUGUAGCAUUAAACAGAUGAGCUUCACAUUUAUUCACUUACAGUGCUUUGUUCAAAAACACAGGUGGACUUGCCUAUCGACAGAUCUGACCUGUAACUCGGUCUGGAGGCUCCACUUAUUUGUCACCAUAGAUAAGUUUAAUCCCAAUGAUGCCAUACUGCAGAACAUUCUAGGCAAAGUAAUGGCGCCGGUCAGGCGUCCCGGGGACUGGUGAGUCCAGGACGGCUGUACUUGACACUGAGGCCAGUCUGACUCUCAGCGUGACUCUGUAUCUGUGAAUCUCUGACCUUUCUAAUGACCCUGGCCAGUCGAUUUCAUGUUUUCAAAAAUGUCAUUUUUGACAGUUUAAAGUUGUUCAGUGAAAAUUAAGGAGUUUUUCCCUUUUACGUUUUCAGAAUUUAAAUAAAUAGAAUUUAAAAGUUUGUCAAAGAGGCUGUUCAGUUAUAAGAUGAUGCCACCUUAAAGGGCUGGCGCAUGUGAUCUUAAAGGGCCGGCAUGCGACAUUAAAGGGCUAGCCCUGCAGUUCUGUUUCCUUUGUGUCUGAAGAUAAAGUUAUAGAUGGGAGAUAGCUGAUGUCUGAAGCCACCAUUCCAGUUCAAAGACACUAACCACUCAUUUGAAGAUGGUGAGGUUCAGAUCUGAGCCAGAGAAAAAUUGUUUGAGAGGGGAGUUAAAGAAGCAAUUUAAUUUAUUUAUAUUUUUUAGGAAAGGAAUGGGGGCCUCAGACAUCACCUGUCUCCCAUCUAUAACUCCAUCCUCAGACACAAAGCAAACAAAGGAAACAAAGAAUAGAGCUAGCCAGUAGGCCCAUGAAGCCUGAAACUGUAAACAAUACCCGUUUCCAGUUUCACUGUAGUUAGCGCCGCCCUUCAGACAGAUAUAAGGCAGUGUCCAGCAGUAAUCUGAUCCAAGUGGCUCGGAUGAGCAGCGAAAUGUCUUCACGCUGAAACUUUGUCCAGUGACAGAUUUAAUGUUUUUUUUUUUUAUUAUGGUAAUUUUCUUGUUGUGUUUUUGUUUUUUUAUGGUUAAACAGGUCCUACAGCUGUUCAGCCUAAAAACUUUUAAACUCUUAUUUAAUUAGUUUGGAAUUGUAAUCGGGAAAAAUAAUGAGAAGUGUGAAGCUGACUUAAUUCCAGAUAAACCCAUGUCUCCAUCCUGAAGAAGACAGGAGGCUUUUCAGUUUCAAAUGACUUUUUGGUGGAAGGUUUUGGGUUUGUUUCUGUUGAAUGUUUGAUUUUCUGUGGAAUGUCACUGUCUGGUCUCAAAGGCUCGUGCUUCAGGGAAACGAAACUGAAACUCUUUUCAAUAAAAAAAACUGCACACGU
Periophthalmus magnuspinnatus is the source of this 7174-nucleotide messenger RNA. RefSeq names its product homeodomain-interacting protein kinase 1-like. NCBI's taxonomy places the organism in Eukaryota, Metazoa, Chordata, Actinopteri, Gobiiformes, Gobiidae. The coding region runs from base 315 to 3680 and encodes 1121 amino acids. The record is from RefSeq and is a predicted model, not a curated record. Gene Ontology annotation, cellular component: nucleus; cytoplasm; PML body. The transcript has 19 exons. Gene Ontology annotation, molecular function: protein tyrosine kinase activity; protein serine/threonine kinase activity; ATP binding. Gene Ontology annotation, biological process: peptidyl-threonine phosphorylation; smoothened signaling pathway; peptidyl-serine phosphorylation.